This is a messenger RNA of Lepisosteus oculatus (spotted gar), 3260 nucleotides long. RefSeq names its product glucose-fructose oxidoreductase domain containing 2 (gene gfod2). The record is from RefSeq and is a predicted model, not a curated record. Gene Ontology annotation, molecular function: nucleotide binding. NCBI's taxonomy places the organism in Eukaryota, Metazoa, Chordata, Actinopteri, Semionotiformes, Lepisosteidae.
GCGGAGGGCUUCUCGGUGGAGGCGGUGUGGGGGCGCACGGACGAGGAGGCCCGGCAGCUCUCCCAGGAGCUGGGGAUCCCCUUCCACACCAGCCGCACGGACGACGUGCUGCUGCACCCCGACGUGGACCUGGUCUGCAUCAACAUCCCGCCGCCGCUGACCCGCCAGAUCGCCGUCAAGGCGCUGGGGAUCGGGAAAAACGUGAUCUGCGAGAAGGCCGCCACCUCGGCCGAUGCCUUCAUGAUGGUGACGGCGGCCCGCUACUACCCCAAGCUGAUGAGCCUGAUGGGGAACGUGCUGCGCUUCCUGCCGGCCUUCGCGCGGAUGAAGCAGCUGAUCGACGAGGGCUACGUGGGCGAGGUGAUGGUGUGCGACGUGCGGGUCUACUGGGGCAGCCUGCUGGGCAAGACCUACAACUGGAUCUGCGACGAGCUGAUGGGCGGCGGGGGGCUGCACACCAUGGGCACCUACAUCGUGGACCUGCUGAGCCACCUGACGGGCCGGCGGGCCGAGAGGGUGCACGGGCUGCUCAAGACCUUCGUCAAGCAGAGCGGCGCCAUCCGGGGCAUCCGGCACGUCACCAGCGACGACUUCUGCUUCUUCCAGAUGCUGAUGACGGGGGGCGUCUGCAGCACCGUCACCCUCAACUUCAACAUGCCGGGGGCCUUCGUGCACGAGGUGAUGGUGGUGGGCUCCGCGGGGAGGCUGGUGGCCCGGGGCACUGACCUCUACGGGCAGAGGAACACCGCCUAUCAGGAGGAGCUGCUCCUGGCCGACCCCCCGGGGCCGCUGGACAAGGGGCUGCUGGACAUCCCCUUGCCCUACCUCAGGGGCAUGGUGUGCAUGGUGCAGGCCCUGCGCCAGUCCUUCCAGGGCCAGGAGGACCGCCGGACCUGGGAACUGCAGCCCCUGGCCGCGGCCGCUUCCUUUGAGGACGGGCUGUACAUGCAGUGCGUGGUGGACGCCAUCAAGACGUCCAGCCGCACCGGGGAGUGGGAGACGGUGGAAGUCAUGACCGAGAUGCCCGACGCCAACCAGAACUUGUGCGACGCGCUGCAGAGGAUCAACCCCUGAGGAUCCCUGCAGCCCAGCCGGGCUCCGGGGGCAGUGACCUCCCGCCUUCAGGGAGCUGGUGAAAUUCCUCCAUCCCCUCUUCUGGAGGUUGUGCUCGGCCAGUGAUUAGACUUCCCCCCCUCUUGUAGAGCAAAUAGGAGCUACAGCACACGGAGCCCCUCUGCGACCAGACCGAGCGUUUGCAGGCCUUCACUCGUGCUGUCUUGCCGACUCCUCUCGUUCUGUCCUCGGUGCUUUCGUUUCAUUCCCUUUGUCUGCACAUUGUGCAUCUCUGGUUUUCAAAGCAAAGGCCUUUAUUUUUUUUUUUAAUUCAGAGCCGGCAGCUGGUAGGGGUUUGAAACUAGUUCUAACAAAUGUGAUGAAUCUUUCCAGAGCUUUGACUUUCAUCAGGAAGUAAUUACUCCUAAAAUAUAUAUAUAUAUAUUUUUAAGUUUUGACAACUUAAAAAGCUCGUUUUUUUCUCACGGAACCUCUUCGAUGCUUCUUUUCUGAUAUCUUUUUCUUGCAUGAAAGGUGUUCUCAGGUCUGAUCAGCAUGAUUAAGAACCUUUAAAAGGUUACUGGCUCGUUUGGUCAGGAUUGCUGGUUAACUUGACAAUACAAGGGGAUCUUUUGCCCUCUAUCCAUAUCAGAAUGCCCUUUGACCUCUGGGGUGGAGGGCUGGUCAGUGCCUUAUUGCUGGGGUUUCCAAUCCUAGUUGUAUUUUGUGCCAACCAAGCUUCGUUUCCUACUUUAAUCCUUCGUUCAUCUUUAUUCUUAAGCAUGUGGUAAGUUGCUUUUAACUAUUGCAUAGCCUAAGAAACUUAAAACUCUUCAAGUUUCAAAUGCACCCCCCUCCCCCAACUGCUCUCAGUUAAGUAGAGCGCUCAUCUUAAAACAUGAAACAGGUGUGUCUGGGCCAGGACUAGGACUGGGAGCCCCUUACUUUAGGGCACUGAGUUAUCAAAACCUUCUUCUCAUAAAUGAACAUCUCUACUCCUCCAGAAUCCAUCAGACCUUAUUUAAUCAGUAGCUGAAGACCUAUUUUGAAAGCUCAGAGAAGCUAAUGCUGAGCUCACAUAGGUCAUGAGGAACAGGGAUGUGAAAACCUGCAGACACCACUCUCCAAGACAGGAUUUGUGCAUUACAGCCUGAGUGUGCAGUGCAGUCGGGCACAGAAGCCAAGCCUGACUGACUGCAGCCUGAUCAGUGAAGCACAGAUGUGUGGUCAUGCAGGGAAUCCCCAUCGUGGGCCUGGAGGCCCACACCCCUGCUGGAUUUUAAUCAAGCCAAGCUCUUUUACACAAUUGAACUACUUGACUUAAUAAUAGGAUUAACUUUCAGCUCUUCAACACUUUGGGUCGCCUUUUAACUGUUGUGUUUCAUAUGUAACGUACGAUUCCCAACUUUUGAUUAGAAGAAGAAAACUUGCAGGUAUUCAAGCAACCUGUUAGUCCAGUUAAGGCUUCAAUUAAGUAAUUGAGUGGGGCUGGAAUGAAAACCAGCAGUUCUGUGGGCCUCCAGGCCGGGAUUGAAAACCCCUAUUCUGGGGCACUGAGUUCCCCAGCCUCGUGUCACUGUUCUGUAAUGUGUGGCACUGUCGUUGGCAAGAUGACCCCUGAAGAGUGCGUAUCAGAGGGGUACAAUCACACAUGACUGACACAGAACGGAAAGUAAAACAAAAUGGGUGUGUUCUGUUAGUGAGGCGCUACAUCUCUUCCUUCGCGCGUCCCCUUUGCUUUAGUCAUCCCAGUGGGUCGGACUGUCUGCCACUGGGAAUCUUCCACUUAGCGCUCGGCUCGGCUCAGCAGGUGGAAGACUGAACCUGCAGCAGUCCUGAAUGCCCUGCGGAUGUUUUCUUGAUCCUACCCGAAACGUGUCUGCUGCUUAGGUGUAGGGGGGUCUGGGAGUUGCAGUUGGCGUAACUGGGCAGCCCGUUCUGUCUCUGCCAGAUGUUCUCCAUUUGCGAUACCCUCUCUGUUUCGUCUAAGAUGAUGUUAGACUGAACCUGUCCUUUUGAGAUUUUCAACCUGCAAAUGACACUGGACAUAUCUGUAGAUGUGUGUGUGUAUAUAUAUAUGUUUGGGGACAUAAUUAGCAGUUUAUGUUUCCAGACUACAUAUACAAUGUACUGCCUUCACUCUGUGAGAAGAAUGAGAAAUCCCAUGUGCUUCAGAAAUGAGCUUUUGUAACUGAAAGAUACAAAGA